This is a messenger RNA of Diachasmimorpha longicaudata, 3302 nucleotides long. RefSeq names its product zinc transporter ZIP13 homolog (gene Zip99C). Gene Ontology annotation, molecular function: zinc ion transmembrane transporter activity. Bases 725 to 1924 code for a protein of 399 amino acids. Gene Ontology annotation, biological process: zinc ion transmembrane transport; intracellular zinc ion homeostasis. NCBI's taxonomy places the organism in Eukaryota, Metazoa, Arthropoda, Insecta, Hymenoptera, Braconidae. The record is from RefSeq and is a predicted model, not a curated record. Gene Ontology annotation, cellular component: membrane. The transcript is spliced from 4 exons.
CGCCAUGCUGCGCAUUACGAGAUCACAACUGCGUACAAACGUAUCCAAUCCAAACAAAUCGAACAGAAAUAAACCAAAACAAGCGGCCGAAAAUUGUGAAAAACCGGCUAUUCACCGGUACAUUGACGAUCAGUGCAGUUGCUCUCCAUGUCAUCUCCAGUGAUCAGUGAACAGGAAUAAUCCUGAGUUCAACUUAAAUACAGCAAAAACUAGACAAACUUGGACUGUUUUUGUUCGUGGACAAAUCGACCGAGGGAAUUAAUGAUUGACGCGUUAUCAAUUUGGAUGAACGAAGGCGGAAUGAAAUAAUAGGAGUUUAUUGUACACCUCAAUCAGUAACACCGACGCCCUAACAUCGUGCGUCCGCACUCAGUCCUCAGUGUAGGCUAGUCGGUCGCCCGAGUGGUCGUCGUCGAAUUGGAGGAGAAUAGACAUCAUUUUCGUUAAAAAGUUCAUCAGUUUACCACUUCAUUAAUCGGCUAAUAAUCGUGGAAUUGAGUUUCGACAGUUCAGUUCGGUUGUCGUGUCAUCCGAAUUGCGGUGGAGAUUUUUUUUUUCCGGUUGUUUAUUGCACCUGGUGUAUGGAUCCAGGGACAACACGAGAUUUCAUUGGAAGAGGACCGGCCAGUGAGGGACAACUGUUUUGAAUUAGUGUUUUUUUAUUUAUCAUUUUUUUUCAUUCCAACAUUGAGUAUUUUGGAGGGCUGACAGGAGGGCUCGUUUCAUGGAGGAAUUGUGCAGGAAUAAUUGCACCAACAUGGAGGUACUUGUGGAGAGUGUGAGGGACGAGGUCUGGGAGCAGUGGGAUGAAUUUGUGAAUUAUUUCGAGUAUCAACCGUGGUUUUUCUCACUACUGGGAAGUGUUAUGGUUGGACUUUCUGGCAUUUUUCCACUACUGGUUAUACCCAUUGAAGAUGGAGUCAAUUUGAAGAAUGGAGCGAGUGCUGGAACACUUCGAUUGCUCCUGAGUUUUGCUGUGGGUGGACUCCUAGGCGAUGUCUUCCUCCAUCUGUUGCCUGAGGCAUGGGGAAAUAAAUCAUUGAAUACGAACUCCACAAAAGAUCAUCCCUCUAUUCUCUGUGGCCUCUGGGUUCUCACUGGCUUCCUCGUAUUCAUAAUAGCCGAAAAAAUAUUUGCGGGUAACAGUAACGAGGAUGAUGAAGAUGACAAUGAGACUGAUCAGGCCAAAGUCUUUCAGCAUAACAAUGAGAAGGUGCACAUGAACAAUAAUCAUCACAAUGGUCAUUACUUCCAACUGAACAAUACUAUAAAAAAAAAUGGUUUUGCCAAUGGGAUUGUGAAGCCAAGUAAGGAUGAAAUAUACAGCAGAAGUGAAAUGCAAAAAAUUGAUUGCCCCAUCAUCACCGCCAAGUGCAAUGGUUUUUCCAAGGAAAAUAUCAGUCAGAAUGGAUUCGUGAAAGGAUCGAGGCGGGAUAAUGAAAAGGAGAAUAUUGAUAAGCCAAAGGGAGGAAAGCAUAUCAGUGGAUAUCUGAACCUCAUGGCGAAUUGCAUCGAUAAUUUCACUCAUGGAUUGGCUGUUGGAGGAUCGUUUCUCGUUUCCUUCAGACUGGGGGCACUUACCACCUUUGCCAUUCUCAUUCAUGAGAUACCACACGAGGUCGGGGAUUUUGCUAUUUUAUUGAAGAGUGGAUUCAACAGGUGGGAUGCUGCGCGGGCGCAACUUAUCACUGCGACAGGAGGAAUUCUCGGGGCUUUAGUGGCUGUUGCUUUUUCUGGAAGUGGAGUCGAAUCACGCACCAGUUGGAUAUUACCAUUCACUGCAGGUGGUUUUUUGCACAUUGGCCUGGUGACAGUCCUCCCCGAGCUCCUUCAAGAGUCCAGUCCCAAGGAGUCAAUGAAACAGUUGGGUGCUCUUCUAAGUGGUAUAACGAUAAUGGCAAUACUGACGAUACUUUGUGACUGAGUCAAAAUCAUGUACCAUUUUGUCUCUCACAAAUGUUGAUUUCUACUCAAACACCCCAACUAGAUGUAGAAUCGAGGCUUUAAGGAUGGCAGAACCAAGAGGAACGAAUUGACUGAUAAAUGUGUGAUGUUUCUUAGCAAAAGCAUAAGAGAAAAAAUGAAAAAAAAUUGGAGAAAUCUGCUAUCAGUUGAACGUUGGUUCUCUUUAUUUAAUGGAAAUUAUCGUGAUUAUUAUUUUUUCUGGUUGAACCUCGCAGUGCGAGGGAGAUUAUUUUCGAACAAUUUAUUAUAUGAAUGAGACGAACAGAAGAAGCAGAGAGGAUUACAAAAAUUCGUUGACAGUUUAGUCAAGGUCCUACUGUUUCGGGAACAUCUCGACGACUAAUAGAUUUAGAGGAAAAGAUUUGAGGAAUUUCUUAUUGGAAAUUCAAUUUUCUCAAAAAAAUAUCUUCGCACAUUUUUUUCUAAGUUCACUACUCCUCGAGUUAUUCACGAAAUAAUGUAGAUUAUCGGUUCGUCAUUAUUUUACUGCAGAUUUGCUUACACCAGUGAAUAUUCGAACAAAAAUUGAAAAUUAAGUAAAAUACUCGUUAUCUCCGUUAUUAUUUUUCAAUUAUUCUUUUUCUUAAAUAUAUUUUCACCUAUUGUUAGUCCAUUUUCAUAGUCUAAUUUUUCUGUAUAGAUUUCCAAAAUGAAGUGAAUAAGUUGGUGGCACUCCGCAAAUGUUGAAUCAGACGUCAAUGUUCUAUUGACAAAUAUUAUGUGGUUAUAAAAUUAUGCCGCUGUUGAAUUGUGCAUAACUAUGAGAUAAAAUUUAUGGACAGCAAUGAACGAAUCGGAAGAAAUUCAGUUGUGAAGGAACAAAAGUCGGUUCGUCAAUCUUAUUGUAUAUUAAAUUACAUCUUUAAUGAGUGGAUUUAUGGAUCAAUGUGAGAAGACACCUUUUGAAGGAGACUAAAUCCUCCAUGCAAUGGUCUUAUCACAUUUUAUCCUAAGACGACUCAUUACUGAAAUUAAUGAAAAUGUAGCAAUUGGAAUUGACGACUUUACCAGUGAAUUAUCCACUCAAAAGCGAGAAAAAUGAUUUCGUAAUGCGCGAGUGCCUUCAUCACGGCUCUGUAAAUACGCGAUGAUUGACAAAAAUGCACGAGAAUUUAUUUUGUUAUGUUGACGUGCAUUUUUGGGUGGUUUUUCACCUGUAUUUGACAUUUGUAACGAAAUUCGUAUUUUCUAAAUAUCAGAAAUGAAUUUUUGUAAUUAAUUAGUUGAAAAUAUGUAGCUGAAUGGGUUUAAAAGACAAUUCACUUGCAAAAUGUGCGAAGAAACCGUACAAUUGGCUUGUAAAUAAAGGAAAUAUGUGAGUCUGUGACUUAAUUAAA